AUGGACGAAUUUGUCAACGCCAACCACUGGUACGUCCCGCCGUCGUCGGGCCCUAAUGCAACGCCUACGCCUACCAACAUGGAAAUAACAUCGCCAGUUAGCACUGAUGAGUACAAAAUCAGUGAUAUGGAGCCCGCUGUAGGGAAGGGCAAGGGCAAGGUUGCGGAUGAUGAGGGGCCGAAGAAGUAUAGUCCGCAGGAGACAUUGUGGUUGGCCAAGAACUUCGUCGAUGUCUCCGAGGAUCCUAUCGUCGGCAACCAACAGAGCGGCAAAGCGUUCUGGGAGCGGAUUGCGGAGAAGUACAACGUUAGUCGACCAAAAGGAUCGUUCGAGCGUAGCUACGUGAAGCUAUGCAACCAUUGGGGUCGGGGUCCAGAAGGAUGUGAACAAGUGGAAUAG
Salvia splendens (bonfire salvia) is the source of this 399-nucleotide messenger RNA. RefSeq lists its product as uncharacterized. The record is from RefSeq and is a predicted model, not a curated record. The coding region runs from base 1 to 399 and encodes 132 amino acids. NCBI's taxonomy places the organism in Eukaryota, Viridiplantae, Streptophyta, Magnoliopsida, Lamiales, Lamiaceae. The transcript has a single exon.